Closterium sp. Naga37s-1 is the source of this 375-nucleotide messenger RNA. The record is from the annotation of a GenBank genome assembly. Lineage: Eukaryota; Viridiplantae; Streptophyta; Zygnematophyceae; Desmidiales; Closteriaceae.
AUGGCGAUGCGAAGACGGCGGGCCGAACCUCCCGCUGAUGCGAGACACGUGGCGGUGUGCGGCGAGCAGCAGUUCACGGACCAGCGGCGCGUGACCAUGACCGUGCGCGAGUUCGUCGCGCAGUGGGAGCGCGCCAACGCGCGGGCGGCGGAGAAGGGGGCGGAGGGCGCGGGGGAAAGAGCGGGCGAGAGCGCGGGGGACAGGGCGCAUGCGGGGAGCACGCGCAAUGGUGCUGGCGAGGGCGAGGGCGAGGGCGAGGGUGGGGAUGGAGAGGAAGGGGUGUAUUAUCUCAAGGACUGGCACUUCACACAUGUGCGUGUCGUGAUGGGCGUGUGUGGGCAUGUACUGAUUUCCUCCUACGUGAAGCGAGGUUGA